GAUAUCAGUGAGAUCUCUCAAACAGCUUCAGUGCAUCUGGGAAGAAACAUCACCUUCCAAUGCUUAAGCUUUUUGAUUCUUCUCUGAGGCUCUGUGCAGUUCCUUUAUCAGUGGCAACCAUAUGGGUUACUGUCACUAACCAGCAGGACAACAGCAGCUAUGGAAUGUUGAAAUAUUACAAAUUCUCGGCUCUCAAGUAUAUGGUUUUAGUCAGUACCCUCUGUGCAUGUUAUGCUCUAGUUGCUGCUGCUUGCUCAUGGGUCAGAUACUAUGCAUCCAAAGCUUGGAUUUUCUUUGUCUCUGAUCAGAUUAUGGCAUAUUUAACGAUCACAUCAGUUGCUGCAGUAACUGAGAUAUAUUACCUGGCUUACAAUGGUGCAAGGGAAGAUUCUUGGAGCGAAGCCUGCAGUUCCUAUGGCAGGUUUUGCGGCAAAGUGAAGUUGGCUUUGAUUUUACAUGCUAUCACAUUUUGCUGCUUCUUUGUUUUAUCCGUUAUUUCAGCUUUCAGAGCAUUUAGUGUCUUUGAUCCUCCUUAUGUCAAUUCUCUAGAGGUGCAGGGAGAUUAGAUAAUUAAUUAGGAUAUAUGAGCAAUUUAAAUUGAUGUUAGCGCAAUAAUAUAUA
Molecule: messenger RNA, 621 nt
Organism: Vigna angularis (adzuki bean)
Lineage: Eukaryota; Viridiplantae; Streptophyta; Magnoliopsida; Fabales; Fabaceae
Product: CASP-like protein 2D1
Exons: 3
Coding region: 60-566 (168 amino acids)
Source: RefSeq, a predicted model, not a curated record